AUGGCGCCCUCGCAAAAGGUCGCCGAGCGGCUCGCCCAAGCCGAGUCGGCCCCAGGCGACAAGGCGCCGGCCUACGAGUCCAUCAUCGCCGACAUCAAGACCCUCUCGUCCCCCCCCACGGCCGCGCCCGACCUCAACGCCGUCCUCGACGCCAUCUUUGCCGCCUCCCUCGGCAUCGUCUCCACCCGCGCCCUCCUGGCCUCCUUCGUCGCCGCCCUCCGCGCCCUCCAGAACGACGACCUAUGGAUCGCCGUCGGCAACCACACCCUCGCCCAGCUCGCCACACAGCCCUCCUCCUUCCUCGACCAGGCCGCCGCCGUCCGCGAGCUCGUCGCCGAGGCCCACGAGAGCUCCGAGGACUUUCUCGACGCCGCCAACGUCCUCGCCGAGAUUCCCCUCGAUGGGUCCCAGCGCAAGGUCACAAACGACGACAAGGCCCGCGUCUGGGUCCGCAUCGCCCGAAAUUACCUCGAGGUCGACGACACCACCGCCGCCGAGACGUACGUUAACAAGCUCAAGAACAUCAUGCAUACCGUCCAGGACCGCGACCUCGACCUACACUUCAAGCUCUCCCAGGCCCGCAUCCUCGACUCCAAGCGCGACUUCCUUGGCGCCAGCGGCCGCUACCACGAGAUCAGCGUCAGCCCCGCCAUCGCCGAGGAGGAACGCCUGCACACCCUCGGCAUGGCCGUCAAGUGCGCCAUCCUCGCCCCCGCCGGCCCCAUGCGGAGCCGCGCCCUGGGCCGGCUGUACAAGGACGAGCGCUCGGCGGGGCUCGACGAGUUUGGCAUGCUGGAGAAGAUGUUCUUUGACCGCCUGCUCGCCCCCGAGGAGGUGGACAAGUUUGCGCAAGGGCUACAGCCGCACCAGCUCGCCACCACGGCCGACGGGUCCACAGUGCUGGCCAAGGCCGUCGUCGAGCACAACCUGCUCGGUGCGUCGAGGCUGUACCGCAACAUUGGCUUCGAGGCACUGGGCUCCCUGCUCGGCUUGGACGGCGACAAGGCGGAGGAGACGACGGCGCGGAUGAUUGAGCAGGGCCGGCUUCUGGGCAGGAUCGACCAGCUCGAGGAAGUAAUUUGGUUCGAGGGAGGCGAGGCGUCUGGGAAGAAGGGUAGUGGACGCGCCGAGGUCGUCGUCGGCAAGGAGAUGCGGCGAUGGGAUGCAAAUGUGCAGAGCGUGGCCGAGGAGGUUGAGAAUGUGACCAACGCUCUGCAAAAACAGUUUCCCGAAUUCGUGGAAGCCAAUUUGGUCAUUUAA
Molecule: messenger RNA, 1260 nt
Organism: Colletotrichum orchidophilum
Lineage: Eukaryota; Fungi; Ascomycota; Sordariomycetes; Glomerellales; Glomerellaceae
Product: PCI domain-containing protein
Exons: 2
Coding region: 1-1260 (419 amino acids)
Cellular component (GO): COP9 signalosome; cytosol
Source: RefSeq, a predicted model, not a curated record